Messenger RNA from Polyodon spathula (Mississippi paddlefish), 2334 nucleotides. RefSeq names its product actin filament-associated protein 1-like 2. Lineage: Eukaryota; Metazoa; Chordata; Actinopteri; Acipenseriformes; Polyodontidae. The record is from RefSeq and is a predicted model, not a curated record. The transcript has 16 exons. Gene Ontology annotation, molecular function: SH3 domain binding; SH2 domain binding. Gene Ontology annotation, biological process: regulation of interleukin-6 production; positive regulation of interleukin-8 production; regulation of mitotic cell cycle. Gene Ontology annotation, cellular component: cytosol. Bases 204 to 2036 code for a protein of 610 amino acids.
GCACAGUACUGUACCCAUUCUGAAGCCAGGCGAAGGGGGUGUUCUGUUCACGUUGCGGUCUGUAGCUGGUCUGCUUGACUGCAGUUCAUUCAGACGCUAAGCAGACCUGCCAGCAGCAAGGAACGCAGGGUAUGCGAAAUACUGUUCCAGUAUGUGACAUCUGGAAGAGACACGGUGUUGCAUAUUCUUGAAUCAUAUCAACAAUGGACAAACAAAAAGUAGAAUUAAACCAGCUCAUCUCUGACCUGCAGUCCUUUCUGCUGGUGUUGGACCGUGAGAAUCUGAGCUACAUUGCUCAAGCCAAAAAGAAGUCCAUCUCAGAUCUGCUUUCCAAACUGCAGGAUCAGUCUACUGAGGAUGCAGAGUACAUGAUAAUGAACUGUCCCUCUGGUGCUACAAACAGUGACCUCAGCGAAGCUCAGGUGCCAGACAGCGGAAGCAAUCUUCUGAGCACGUUAGACAGUGAACAUUCAGAACCCUCUUCCUCACCAGCUGAGUGGCUCCUGAGAGUGAAUGCUGUGCCUGCUGUCCCCUGCUAUCCCUUGGAAACUCAAGACAAUGACUGUUAUGAAGAGGCGGAGCCUUUUAACCCAGCGAGUCAGUCUACAGAGUGCGUGGACUCGGACAGCAGUCAUUACGAGUCAUAUGGGGAGGAGGAAGGGGAGGAGGAGGACUACAUGAAGGACCGUGCUCAUUACAUCCAGUGCUCCUCCUCUCUGAGCCUCCUGCGGCCCGUGCCUGAGUCCCGCAUCUGCGGCUUCCUCUGGAGGAAGAAGUGGCUCGGGCAGUGGAGCAAGCAGCUCUUCAUUGUCCGGAACCACCUGCUGCUGUGCUACAAGUGUGCGAAGGACCUGCAGCCCCUCCUGGAGCUCAACCUGCGAGGCUGCCAGCUGGUUUACAAGUCCAAGCACAACAAGAAGAUGCAGCAUGAGCUGAAGGUCACGGCUGGAUCUGACUGCGUGGUGAUGGGCUUCCAGAGCUACAAGCAGGCUGAGGAGUGGAGGAAGAUCAUUGAAGAAGUCCGCGGUUCCUCCUGCAAUGAAAAAGAAGCACAUGGUUCUUCCUGUUUACUAAAAUCAGACAAGCGUGAUUCUUGCAGGGCAAGUGGAGUUCUGCACACAGAUUCAGAGGAUGAAAGGAAUUCAGCUCAGCCUACUGCUUUCAACAGCACAGAAAUCACACACAAGGGUUUUCUCAACGUCCUGAUGAACUGCCAGUGGCAGAGCCUCUGGUGCCACAUUGAGAAUGACCUCCUGCAAAUGUCCCGGGACGCCGUGUGUGAGGAGAGCCCUCAGUACUGCAUCCACCUGUCAGGGUGCGAGAUCAGGCCCGGCCCAGACACGUCCCAGGGGUACAGGAUCACAGUGUCGCAGCACGGCACUGACAUGGCUGUUCUAGAGGCUAGCUCCGCAGAGCACAAAGAGUGCUGGUUUCAUCUCCUGCAGGCUGGGAGUCUAAUCCAGUCAGAAUCAGGUUUGCUCUAUGAACCAACAAACACAGAGCUUCCAGGUCACUCCAGAUCUACACAUUCAUUCAGCGAACUAACGGGGCGCAGGUUUCCAGCUCCCAACAUGUACAUCGAUGACCCGUUUCAUCAGCUGCACGGAGCAAGCCAUGCAGACCCAGUAUACUCCAACACUGGCGUCUUAGAGCACAUGUUCCAGAACUCCAGAAAUGAUACCCAAACAGCUGUAUUGCAUUCCAAAGGUUCAAACUGGUACGGCAACAAUGAAGUGUUUGCCAAACACGCUUCUCAAAAAGCCUUGCCUAAGCUGGAGGAGAAGGUCCAGAAGCUGGACGUAGCCUGCAGAACCAAAGCACGGAUGAAAGCGGGGUCUGAAUUGAACCUUCUGUCUCUGGGGAAGGCUGUGAAACACACCUCCUUCAGACAGUCGCUGGCUUUCAGCUCCACAGGGUCAGAGGGAAGCUUUCUGAGUCCCUUACUGAGACGAACAGUCUCGGCAAAAAGCUCGCUGAAGAGAACCACCUCUUCCAUUCUCAGAAGAAAGGAAUGGGAAACAAAGGCUCCUGUUUAGUUCAGCCCUCCCUUCUAUCUUCACCUCUUUCUACUGAUUGCCCUAGCGAGAGAAAGAAUAUAUUGCAGGAAUAUAUUAUUACUGUGCGUGUGGAUCAUGCAUUUGUUUUGUUUUUUUGUACUUUUUUAAAAAUAAUAAUUAAACAUUUAACUUUGUAUUAUAUUGGUAUUUUCACAUAAUGCUGUAUCUGUUUUGAAGCAAUGGAUUCCUUUCACGAGAGUGACCUGUAAUUGCUUUUAUUAACGUGUAACAGUAAAGACAAAUACUGUAUUUACACCUUAAAUAAAAUCACUAACCA